Molecule: messenger RNA, 1491 nt
Organism: Eruca vesicaria subsp. sativa (arugula)
Lineage: Eukaryota; Viridiplantae; Streptophyta; Magnoliopsida; Brassicales; Brassicaceae
Source: the annotation of a GenBank genome assembly
AUGGGGAAACUAGCGGUUGCAGCAAUGACGAGUUUGUGGGUGAUUCCCAUGUCGAUGGUCGUCAACCACGUUGUUCCCGAACCCUACAUGGACGAGAUAUUCCAUGUGCCUCAGGCUCAGCAAUACUGCAAUGGGAAUUUCAGAAGCUGGGAUCCUAUGAUCACUACCCCUCCUGGAUUGUACUGUCUAUCACUUGCACAUGUUGCUACUCUGUUUCCAGGAAUGUUGUUGAUGACAACUACUUCUCAGUCCUUUUCCCAAGCUUGUUAUACGUCUGCCCUGAGGUCUACUAAUGCUGUUUUUGCAGUAUUGUGUGGUGUUCUAUUGUAUGAGAUUAUCAGAUUCUUAGGGCCGAGUCUCAGUGAUAGAAAAGCAACUUUAAUAGCUUUGGUCAUGACUCUCUAUCCUCUGCAUUGGUUCUUCACUUUCCUCUACUAUACAGAUGUUGCGUCUCUCACCGCUUUUCUUGCCAUGUACCUCGCUUGUUUGAGAAAACGAUUUAUUCUCAGUGCUUUGUUUGGUACGUUAGCGAUUUCGAUCAGACAAACAAAUGUAGUGUGGAUGCUGUUCGUUGCUUGUUCAGGUGUUUUAGAUUUCACUCUAGACUCUUCGCCCAGGCAAAUAGAUAAAAAAAAAGUAAACCAAGAUUUGCGUCAGUCCACUGAUAGGAAAGAAGCAACUCUGAUAUCGAAUCUUAGAAAAAGAAAACCUGAUAGCAACUUGGAUACUAGACACAGUUUUGACUGUGGUAAAUCUGUUUCUUCAACAGAGGAUACUUCAGGCUUAGUCUAUGAUGUUUAUGCUGUAAUCUCAACAUCUUGGAAUAUGAAGUGGAAGAUUUUGGUUAGAUUUAGCCCUUUCAUCGUGGUUGUGGUAGCCUUUGAUGUUUUUAUCCUCUGGAACGGCGGUAUAGUCCUCGGUGCAAAAGAGGCUCAUGUGGUUUCACCACAUUUUGCGCAGAUUAUGUAUUUUAGCCUCGUCUCUGCACUUUUUACUGCUCCCUUACACUUCUCAGUAGAUCAACUGAGAAAUCUACUCCAAGAGCUCCGUCGAAAUUGGCCUUUAAGCCUUCUACUAACUCUUGUGGCUCUAAUAGCUGGUUUUGCCUCUGUCCACUUCUUCAGCUUGGCUCAUCCUUAUCUCCUGGCUGAUAACCGCCACUAUCCUUUCUAUCUUUGGAGGAAAAUUAUCAACGCUCAUUGGUUGAUGAAGUACCUCUUAGUCCCUGUUUACGUCUAUUCUUGGUUCUCAAUCCUAACUUUAUUAGCUACUUGUGCUGUUCUUGUUCCUACGCCAUUGAUCGAGUUCAGAUAUUACACCAUUCCGUUUUAUAUUUUCAUGCUUCACUCCUGUGUCAGAAGCAGCAGUUGCACCACUUGGCUUCUCAUUGGAACGAUAUUUGUCUGCAUCAAUGUGUUUACAAUGGCUAUGUUCUUGUUUAGACCAUUCGAGUGGAGUCAUGAGGAUGGUGUCCAAAGGUUUAUUUGGUAG